AGAGAGCCGCUCGAUCGGGAGAGGGAGGGGCGGCUGCGCAGCAAGCGAAAAAGAAACCCGCUCGAGCUUCCCAACCAGCCUCCUCCUCCUCCCCUUCCUUCACCAGGCAGGCAGCAGAGAGAGAGGGGAUCUGGAGUGGAGCUCCUGCGUCCGUCUGUCGGCCGGUCGGAGCACUCCAUCUGCAAGACCUCAGCCCCUCCCGACGGCCCGCCUUCACUGCUAAGCGCGCCGUCGAAGGAGCGCGCCCAGUCAGGGAGACGCGGGAGGAUCGCGAGAGCCACCGGCAGUCCCAUUGGAGGCGCCCUGCGAUUCAGCAAGAGAAGGCACCCUUUGGAUCCCCGGCCAGGUCCUGUCGCCUCCCGGGUUUGGGCCGCUUUGCGCGCUUGGUGUGGAUUUUCCCCUCUGGAGUUUUACUCGACGGCACUUCGGAGAACAGGCGGCAGCUGCUGCGGGGUUUGGGGGAACGUGCGUAGCCGGGGACCCCCUUCAGGCUCUGCUCUUCUUCCUUGGCUCCCUUCCUCCUUUCUCUCCCCACCCCACCCCACCCCGUCUUUGGCCUGGGGGCCCAAAGCCAUGACUUCCAGCUACGUGCACGUUCUGGAGAGGCAACCGGCCGUCCUGCCCACGCGUCUGGAGAGCCCCGGGAACCUCGACAGCCUCCAGGCGAAAAAGAACUUCUCUGUCAGCCACCUGUUGGAUCUGGAGGAAGCCGGAGACUUGGUGGCAGCGCAGACCGACGAGGGCGUCGGGGAGAGCGGCCGCAGCCUCCUGGAAUCGCCGGGCCUGACCAGCGGCAGCGACACGCAGCAGCAGGACGGUGACCAGCUAAAUUCUGAAGAGAAGAAGAAGAGAAAGCAGAGAAGGAACCGAACUACCUUCAACAGCAGUCAGCUCCAGGCCCUGGAGAGAGUUUUUGAGCGGACACACUAUCCGGAUGCCUUUGUACGAGAAGACCUUGCGCGCCGGGUCAACCUCACUGAAGCCAGGGUCCAGGUGUGGUUUCAAAACAGACGGGCAAAGUUUCGCAGGAAUGAGAGAGCCAUGCUGGCCAACAAGAACGCAUCCCUCCUCAAGUCCUACUCUGGGGAUGUGACCGCAGUGGAGCAGCCGAUUGUACCUCGACCCGCUCCAAGGCCCACCGACUAUCUCUCCUGGGGGACUGCCUCUCCUUACAGUGCCAUGGCUUCUUAUUCUGCCUCCUGUACCAAUGCCAGCCCUGCUCAGGGCAUGAAUAUGGCCAACAGCAUUGCUAACCUGAGACUGAAGGCAAAGGAAUACAGUUUACAGAGGAACCAGGUGCCAACAGUGAAUUAGAGACAGCAGAGGAGUGUGGCCUCCGUUGCCGAAAGGGAAGCAACAGGUCAAAAGGGCCGCCAUCUUGCUUGGCAAUUCGUCCAUGCCCAGAAAGCCAGUCAGCCCAAACUAGGACUCAGUAUUGGGAAUAACAGCAGGAUCCAAAUAUCAAAGGAAAUAGCUUCAAAGGUGACACUUCUCUCUCCUGGAAAAUAUUGCCACUUAAAGUACCAGCAAGUCUGUUGUAGCUCAAUAUAGCAUGAGCUUCUUCAGUGAAGGAUGCAAGGCUUAUGACUGCACUUAAACUUAUCCAUUUCCUUCUCCCACCUACCCCAUGGACCGUUCAUUAGUUUCUGUGCCAGCCACUCACCCCUUUUGUUCAUAGGCCUUCUGGGAAAAGAAAUAUGGAUUUCUGGAACCAAAGACUCCAUUGUUCAUCACCACUUCCAUCACUCAAAAGCAAUAGUGGAUCACAUUUAAAGUUGUGACUGCCAGCACACACCUGGGUGCCUUCGUGUUCAAGUCUUUAUAUCCAUUGCCUGGAAAUUAUUUUCCUUCUUUCCUUCUUCUUGUUAGUAAUUUGAGGCCAAUCUUGAUUUAGAAGUGUGUCUCUCUGUGUGUGUGUCACUGUUUGUUCUGCCACAGUCUCUUUGAUACUGUUAUGUUGGUUGCAGGAGAUUUAAAAACGCCAGAUACGAAAGUAUGUUAUUUUGAACCCAUUUUUACUGAUGUAGGAAUAUGCAAGUUUUCAAGUCACACAGAACUCAUUUUAUGAGAAUGUAAGUGUGUGCACUUGAGGCACUCAAAAGCCUGUGUAUGCUUCCAGCUUCUUGGAAAACCCAAAGAAGAGCAGAGUCCAGAUUUGCAGGUGCUGUCCAUGGGAAUUAGUUUUCUGUUUAAAAAUUGGAGGCCUAAUCUGGCACAGAGUUACACAUGCUUACAUCCCUGGAUUUCAGUGGGCUUAAAUGUGUGCACCUCUGUUGGAUUGUGGCCCCGCGUAACUUUCUUGCUACUUUUGUUUCAUGCCACAUUCAGCAGUGUUGUCCAGAAUCAUUUGAUUUAUAUAUACUGUAUAUAUUUAUAUAUAUAAAAUAUACAUGCAAGCUU
Messenger RNA from Podarcis muralis (Common wall lizard), 2400 nucleotides. RefSeq names its product paired related homeobox 1 (gene PRRX1). Gene Ontology annotation, cellular component: nucleus. The record is from RefSeq and is a predicted model, not a curated record. Lineage: Eukaryota; Metazoa; Chordata; Lepidosauria; Squamata; Lacertidae. Gene Ontology annotation, molecular function: RNA polymerase II cis-regulatory region sequence-specific DNA binding; DNA-binding transcription factor activity, RNA polymerase II-specific. Gene Ontology annotation, biological process: regulation of transcription by RNA polymerase II.